CCUUAAGAUUAUCUGUCCAGUAAAGGAGCCUCCUUUUCUUUUUCUUAGUCUCGUCUCUCUUCAAAGCACUGCCGGCUGCCUUGCUUUAGUGUCCCCAACCCUAGGAUCCACAAGCAGCGGCUUAGUUGUUCAAUUUUACAAUUGUUUCCAGCAAGGUGGUUUUAGCAGCUACUUUUCUAUGGAUUGGGUUGAGAACAUUAACGCAUCUCGUAACACAAUCGUUAGUGGCCGUGGGUCUUCCAUGGGGUUUAGCAGCUGUUUGGUUUUUGUGCUUGAAGAAAGAAUCGAAGUCUUGCUAGUUGGAGAUGGUGGACGGCUUGGAGACCAUGCUACAUUGUGUAUGAAUCACAGAGGAUGACAUUGGUAUCUUCCCACUGCAUGAGGUGCGGAGUCAGGAGGAUGCCAAGGUAGAUAAAUUACAGUUGAUUGGAAAGAUCCUAUCAUGGAGACGAAUCCGUUUCUUGGAAUUUGAAGGUAAAGGUGUGGUUUCUAGCGAUGAUGGAGACUCUA
Molecule: messenger RNA, 510 nt
Organism: Rubroshorea leprosula
Lineage: Eukaryota; Viridiplantae; Streptophyta; Magnoliopsida; Malvales; Dipterocarpaceae
Source: the annotation of a GenBank genome assembly